Messenger RNA from Lotus japonicus, 2271 nucleotides. RefSeq lists its product as uncharacterized. Lineage: Eukaryota; Viridiplantae; Streptophyta; Magnoliopsida; Fabales; Fabaceae. The coding region runs from base 150 to 2021 and encodes 623 amino acids. The record is from RefSeq and is a predicted model, not a curated record. The transcript has 5 exons.
GAAUCAAGAGAAACUGCAUACCGACAAGGUGACUCACUCACUACCUGCGGUGUCUCCGACACAAGCUCAUGUCAACGCCACCGUGUGCAGCCUAGGACGAGGAUGUUGUGUGCAACAUUCGACCUCACCCUCACAAAAUCCACGCCACCAUGUCAAGGCUUCUUGCUUGUGGAAAUGUUAAAAGGUUUGCACGUGCUGUUCAUAAGAAACAUAACACUAGCUGUGUGGAAGUAUUUUAUCCUAUGGGGGUCCCUUACUCAACAUACAAACUUUUCUCAUACUUUGGAGUUGCACACAAAGGGCAAACUCCAUUUGUGUUAUUUAAAUCGAAGGUUAACUUGCUGAUGAAUGGCAAAGCGAGGAACUUGUAUACCAUCACUACAAAUAAUGCAAGAUAUCAUCAUCAUGCUCAAGUUUUUUGGAACAGGGUGUGUUUCAAUAAAGGGACAGUUCCACCUCAAAUAGGUCAAAUUGCCCGUGCUGUAAGUCUGGCGAUGAUGAAAUCAAAUUUUGUUGUCCAUGGUAUGAUUGCUUUCGUGAUAGGAGAGCUUGCUUGGUCACGAGGGGAAUUAGCCGAAGCACAAUCCUUCCCAACAAGGGAUUCACUGUACCUUCAAGCACAAGAUAAGCGUGUGUAUUUGACCUCAGCUCUCUUGGGAGUUCUUGAGAUUUUAAUCUUGUUUCUCAGGGCUGUCUAUUUGGUAAUUUUGUUCUCUCCUUGCAUCGCUAUGGCUCCUUUGGUUGACUAUUUUGGCAUUCAAUUUAGGAAAACAUGGAUUCAUUUUGUACGCCUUACUCUUGAAAAGGCUGGCCCAGCAUUCAUUAAAUGGGGUCAAUGGGCUGCAACCAGACCUGAUCUCUUUCCUAGGGAUCUCUGUGGCGAACUUGCGGAAUUUCAAACCAAAGCACCAGCACAUAAAUUUAGCUAUAGCAAAAAAAGUAUUGAAAAUGCAUUUGGUCGCAAAUUGACUGAAAUAUUUGAAAAUUUUGAGGAGGAACCAGUAGCUUCGGGUAGCAUUGCUCAAGUUCAUCGAGCUAUACUGAAAUACAAAUACCCUGGUCGGCAAAUCAAGCCUGUUCUUGUAGCAGUGAAGGUCCGACAUCCAGGAGUGUCCGAAGCAAUUAGAAGGGAUUUCAUCAUUAUCAAUCUUGUCGCCAAGAUUUCAUCUUUCAUCCCUAAUUUGAGGUGGUUGAGAUUAGAUGAAAGCAUACAGCAGUUUGCUGUUUUUAUGAUGUCUCAAGUUGAUCUUUCAAGGGAAGCGGCAUAUCUUAGUCGUUUUAUCUAUAAUUUCCGGAAAUGGAAAGAUGUUUCAUUCCCAAUGCCUCUGUAUCCCCUUGUGCAUCCUUCUGUUUUGGUGGAAACCUAUGAACAUGGUCAAAACGUGUUGCACUUUGUUGAAGAGCUUGAAGGACAUGAGCAUAUCAAAAGUGCCCUAGCUCAUAUUGGAACACAUGCUCUUUUAAAGAUGCUUUUGGUUGAUAAUUUUGUCCAUGCAGACUUGCAUCCUGGAAAUAUUCUUGUCCGUGUAGUGAAAAGGAAAUCACCGCCUAUGCAGCUCUUUAAGUCAAGGCCCCAUGUCGUUUUCCUUGAUGUUGGCAUGACUACUGAACUUUCUAAGGGGGAACGAGAAUAUUUACUGGAAUUCUUUAAGGCUGUUGCACUUCAAGAUGGCCGCACUGCUGCAGAAUGCACCCUUAGAUUAUCAAAACGACAAAAUUGCCCUGACCCAAAAUCAUUCAUUGAGGAAGUGGAUAAUUCUUUCAAGUUUUGGAGGUCCUCAGAAGGUGAAUCUGUCCACACAGCUGACCGAAUGCAACAGUUGCUUGAGCAUGUUAGGCGGUGCAAAGUCAACAUAGAUGGCAAUAUCUGUGCUGUCAUAGUGACAACAUUGGUUCUGGAGGGGUGGCAACGGAGACUCGAUCCAGAAUAUGAUGUAUUGCAGGCGUUGCAGAAACUGCUAUUUAAAGCUGACUUAGCAGAAUCUCUGUCUUACACCAUUGGAGAACUGGUAGCCCCAUGAAAGCUAGCCAUUUUGGUCGCCCCAUAUUUCAGCAGCAUGGUGAAGAACUAUUCCGAUGAUCUACAAUUUCCCAUGCCUCUUUUUCAGCUGUUCUUAUUUUCUAAGAACAUGCUGCGAACCUUGCAUUGUAAAUUCGUUGUAGUCUUCACAUAAUUUCCGAUUCUUCUAAUGAUUGUGAUGUAGAGUAUAACAAGCCGCAAUAUAAUGAAUAAGCAUUCAAUUUUGUUUGAGACUAAGAACACGCUGUCAA